Cladophialophora psammophila CBS 110553 is the source of this 909-nucleotide messenger RNA. RefSeq lists its product as uncharacterized. Bases 1 to 909 code for a protein of 302 amino acids. NCBI's taxonomy places the organism in Eukaryota, Fungi, Ascomycota, Eurotiomycetes, Chaetothyriales, Herpotrichiellaceae. The record is from RefSeq and is a predicted model, not a curated record. The transcript has 2 exons.
AUGUCUGUCCUUCAAUCCAGCGAGGAUCGGUUGAAAGCGAGGAAACCGUUGCCCACUCCACAGCCAGCCUAUCUACCUACUGCGGGUUCACCCUUGACAGUCACCCAAGAAUUGUACCAGUCUAUUCAGCAAGGUCCCAGGGAACUUGUUGAGUCAUUUGUCUUGCCUAUCCGUUCGGGUCGUGCUUGGAAGGCCCCAGCUAAGAGUAUUAUCAGAAUUAGCACACCCGAGGGGCCUCAGGUUGGCGAUUUGAAUAUUUGGAACGCGAAUAACCCUCGGGAGAGGUUCUGGGCCUCUCGAACAAAACAGCUCCACUCAUCACACGUUACAACAUAUGAUCGCCUCUGGUCCUGCCUACCGUAUAUGCGUCCAUUGUGCACCAUCGUCGCCGAUUCCCUCUCAUGGUAUGGAGUGGAUGAGACGGGAGGUAGAGUCCACGACCUCCUUGGCACCAGGUGCGACCCUUAUAUCAACACGCUACUGUCGGGACCGGAGGCGUCGUACGACUAUCAUUGUCACUCCAACCUCACCAGAGCCGUCUUGCCUUUCGGUCUCAACGAAUCCGACGUCCACGACGUCAUCAACUUGUUCCAGGUGACGGGCCUGGAUUCACAGGGGAGAUACUUUAUGAAUCCGUGCCCUGCUCAACCGGGUGACUAUAUCGAACUUUUUGCAGAACAGGACCUUCUGAUGGCCCUGUCGACGUGCCCAGGAGGAGAUCUUUCCUUGUGGGGCUUUGGGAGUGAUAGUGAGAAAGAAAUGAUCAAAUGCUGCAGGCCUCUAAAGGUCGAGGUCUUUAAGCUGGUCGAGGAAGGCAAAAUUUUGCCGGGGAGGUGGCAACCGGCUGAACGUCCAGAUUACCGUGGCGUCCAUGGAAUGAUUGUGCCAGAAGGUGAAAAGAGGGCAUAA